Molecule: messenger RNA, 1281 nt
Organism: Penicillium verhagenii
Lineage: Eukaryota; Fungi; Ascomycota; Eurotiomycetes; Eurotiales; Aspergillaceae
Product: putative translation factor pelota
Exons: 2
Coding region: 1-1281 (426 amino acids)
Biological process (GO): nuclear-transcribed mRNA catabolic process, non-stop decay; ribosome disassembly; nuclear-transcribed mRNA catabolic process, no-go decay
Cellular component (GO): cytoplasm
Source: RefSeq, a predicted model, not a curated record
AUGCGUCUUGUGAAGAACAAGAUUGAGCAUGAUGGCUCAGGCACCGUCACAUUGUUCCCGGAGGAGCCUGAAGACAUGUGGCACGCAUAUAACCUCGUUCGACCGGGCGACCUCCUGCGCGCAAGCGCUAUACGUCGAGUUACCACAACACAAGAGACAGGAUCCACCUCAUCCGCACGAGUACAUUUGAAUCUCGAAAUCCGCGUGAAGAGCCUCGAUUUCGAUCCCCAAAGCUCGCAGCUCCAUGUUUCUGGCCAAAUCGUCAAUGAGACUUCGCACACCAAAAUCGGACAAUUUCACACCCUAGAUUUGGAGUUGAAUCGCAAUUUCACUUUAGAAAAAGAUGUUGGCUCGGACGGUCAGGGUGUUGGAUGGGAUAGCAUUGCGGUGGAGAUGCUCAAGGAUGCUGUUGAUGAGGGCGGGAAACGUCGCGCGGAGGCUGUCGCCGUUGUAAUGCAGGAAGGUUUGGCUCAUAUCUGCUUCAUUGGCCAGUUCCAAACAAUAUUGAAGCAGAAAGUGGAGAUGUCUGUGCCGAGGAAACGGCAAGGCGGUGGUGAUCACGAUAAGGUGAGGGAUAUCUAUAUGGCUAUCAUUAAGGGAUGGAAGCUAACAAAGUCUCUCUCGCAGGGCAUGGGCAAGUUCUACCGUGUUACACUGGAUACUCUUCUCCGACAGAUGGAGUUUAAUACCAGCCUAACGUCGGGCUCGAACAAUGAGGCCGUCAAGCCUGUUCUACUAGCUUCGCCCGGUUUCGUCGCUGCAGGCUUCCACAAAUUUAUUCAGACGGAAGCAUCAACAACAACGCCUGCUUUGAGACGAUUACUUUCCAGCGUCGUGGUUGUGCAUUCCGCAUCAGGUUAUAUGAACUCUCUGUCAGAAGUCCUCCAAUCCCCCGCAGUGAAGACACUCUUGGCCGAUACCAAGUACGCGCGUGAGACCAGAUUGAUGGACGAGUUCUUGGACCAGCUGCGCAAGGAGACAAACAAGGCUACCUAUGGUCCUCGCGAGGUCGAGGCAGCGGUCGACCAGGGUGCCGUGGGUCGUGGCGGUGGUGUCUUGAUCAUGUCCAACCGAUUAUUCAGAUCACAAGAUGUCGCGGUACGGAAACGAUGGGUCGGGCUUGUUGACCGGGUCCGAGAUGUAGAGGGCGGCGAGGUGCGAAUCCUCAGUUCAGACCACGAGAGUGGAAAGCGUCUUGAAGGACUGGGUGGCAUCGCGGCGCUGUUGACAUUCCCUGUCAUUGAUCAAGAUUUUGAUUCAGACGACGAUGCAGCCAACUGA